Molecule: messenger RNA, 675 nt
Organism: Macrosiphum euphorbiae (potato aphid)
Lineage: Eukaryota; Metazoa; Arthropoda; Insecta; Hemiptera; Aphididae
Source: the annotation of a GenBank genome assembly
AUGUCAAAUAAUUCAUCACCGAGUACACCGGUAUACGGAGGAGAGGAGUAUAAUCGACGUCUGGCCGAAAUACAUAGCCAGUCUCCAGUCUCCAGUCCCCAGUCUCCAGUUCUCAUCAACAUGCAUGAGCAUGACUUUUUCGUAUUUGGUGAAAUGACUCAAUCCGGAGAUAGUGGUUACUUGACUAACGAGAGCACGCAAGUUGAAAAUAAUCAUUUUCAUAGGGCAUUUUCGCCUCUUAAUCCCCCUGCAACACCAUCACCACCUCGAGUAUCACCGGUUCAGCCUGUCUUGUUGGAAGAAGCUUCGCCAGACAUGUUUCCGCCAACAACACCGGUUCAGCCUGUCUUCUUGGAAGAAGCUUCACCAGACAUGUUUCCGCCGACAACACCGAUAGCACACGUACUGAGGGUGAGAAACGACCUUUUUCCAGACUUAGAUUCCCAGUCCUCAGUUUCACAUAGCACGGUAGAAAUUCCUCGGGUCAUGUUAGCCCCCGAAUAUAACAUGCUAUUUGAAGGGGAAAUUAUGAAUACGUCGCGUCAUUCUGGAGAGCAAACAGCAGAAAUGGAUUGGAGUGAAGACGGAAAUAACGAGGAGUUGAUCAGUCAUAUGGAGGCAUAUGAAGAUGAUGAAGAACUUAACCGGCACAUGGAUGAAUAUGAAGGUUUUUGA